UGGGUGCCGCGACACUCCGCGGUCCGCGUUUGAUUCAUAUCAGAUAUUUUGCAAUUUAGCGGAAAGAAAUCGGUGGAAAAUGUCGACAUUACCACACAGCAAGAAGCGCGUCUGCUACUACUACGACAGUGAUAUUGGAAAUUACUACUAUGGACAAGGACAUCCUAUGAAACCACAUCGUAUAAGGAUGACACAUAAUUUACUUCUCAAUUAUGGUCUUUACAGAAAAAUGGAAAUAUAUCGACCUCAUAAAGCUACAGCAGAUGAAAUGACAAAAUUCCAUAGCGAUGAAUAUAUUAGGUUUCUCAGGUCCAUAAGGCCUGACAAUAUGUCAGAGUAUAAUAAACAAAUGCAACGAUUUAAUGUUGGAGAAGAUUGUCCUGUUUUUGAUGGUUUAUAUGAAUUUUGUCAAUUGUCAGCUGGAGGCUCUGUAGCUGCUGCUGUAAAACUUAACAAACAAGCCUCGGAGAUUUGUAUAAAUUGGGGUGGAGGUUUACAUCAUGCCAAAAAGAGCGAGGCAUCUGGUUUUUGUUAUGUCAAUGAUAUUGUACUAGGAAUCUUGGAACUGCUUAAAUAUCAUCAAAGAGUUUUAUAUAUUGAUAUUGAUGUUCAUCAUGGCGAUGGGGUAGAAGAAGCUUUUUAUACCACUGAUAGAGUAAUGACAGUCUCCUUCCAUAAGUAUGGUGAAUAUUUUCCUGGUACCGGCGAUCUCCGUGAUAUUGGAGCAGGGAAGGGAAAAUAUUAUGCGGUCAACAUACCGCUAAGAGAUGGUAUGGAUGAUGAAAGUUAUGAGUCAAUAUUUGUACCUAUAAUUUCAAAAGUGAUGGAAACCUUUCAGCCUUCUGCUGUUGUUUUACAGUGUGGUGCUGAUUCGUUAACAGGGGAUAGAUUGGGUUGUUUCAACUUAACAGUAAGAGGUCACGGUAAAUGCGUUGAAUUUGUAAAAAAAUAUAAUCUACCUUUCUUAAUGGUUGGCGGUGGCGGAUAUACUAUCAGGAACGUGUCUAGAUGUUGGACAUAUGAAACAUCGGUAGCUCUUGGGUCAGAAAUUGCAAACGAAUUACCUUACAAUGAUUAUUUUGAAUAUUUUGGACCCGAUUUUAAAUUACAUAUUAGUCCUUCAAACAUGGCAAAUCAAAAUACUCCCGAAUAUCUUGAGAAAAUUAAGAGCAGAUUAUUUGAGAACCUACGAAUGUUACCUCAUGCACCAGGUGUACAAGUUCAACCAAUUCCAGAAGAUGGUGCGGUUAUCGAAGAUUCAGAGGCUGAGGAAAAGGUCAAUCCGGAUGAACGAUUACCGCAACGUGAUUUAGAUAAAAGGAUACAACAUGAAAAUGAAUAUAGUGACAGUGAAGAAGAAGGAGAAGGCGGUCGAAGAGACAACAGGUCAUUUAAGGGUUCCAGAAAACGACCUCGUCUAGAAAAGGGUCAAGAAGGCAUAGAAAGUGAUCUCAAAAAAGAAGAAGACAUAAAAUCGGAACCAAAAGAAAAUGAGAAAGACGAAAAAGCAAAUGUCAUUAACGAGGAAACAAAGAAGGACGGUGGAGCGAAUCCCUGAUAAAUGGUUGUUGUUGAACAUUUAAGAAAUUGGAAAAAGUCCUUAUUUAAAUCAAGUAUAGAUAAGUAUAGGUAAUUUAAGUCAAGAAACAUACGAUGUACGCUGCCUCGAACUCGGUAUACGAUUCUAAACCAUAAUUAUAAUUUUUUAUUUUGUUCGGAAAUAUGCACCUCGGUAGAAACAACAGCAUAUAUCGAAUGAAUUCGUGGCAGGCGACAUUGUUAUUACGUACACGUAUGAGCGUGUGAUUGACUCCAAGCGCUCUGCAAUUUUAAUUGUUGUCUCAUUAAAUUUACAGACGUUUUCCGAUAUUCUUAAAUUGACAAUUUAUCAAGUAAUCGAUUCUGAAACUAAUUUUGGAAUCAGGCGGUAUCUUGAAUAGCCUGUCAAAUUUUAUGAUUUUACCAAAUCCAUCUUUGUAUACAUUUAUACAGAAUAAACGUAACUAGUCGGACGAGGCAGAUACCUUGACUGUACAAAGAAUUUUCAUACCGAUGAAAACUAUACAUUUUAUAACAUUUGUUUGAUGUGCCCAAUGAGAUCAUAAGAUAAUGACAGUAUUUCAAGAUAUCUAGAUUUACAAUUAGCAUGUUCCGAUAAAUCAUGCAAGAAUAUAAUAAUUGUAACAUUUUGGACGCUCGAAGUCCCUCUUCUUAUCCAUUAUUCGCAGUGUGAUCUUGAUUAAACCGUUUAAUAACGCGCGACUUAUAAUCGAAAGAAAAAGCGAUUGUACAACGGGCAAGUAUUAGGGGUUCACAAAUUUUUUUGCUUCCUAUUCUUGUACAUAACGUAAAAUCAGGUUUAAAUGAAGUCCUACAUGCAAUAAUACUAUACAAUAACAAUAACGAUAUUCGUUUUGAUAUGUAAAGUAUUUUAUUUUAUAUGAAAGAAAUUGAAUGAUCAGCGAAGAAGAAAGUAUGGAGAAAUUAGGACAGUCAAUGAACGUAUUGAAUUCAAACAUAGAUGUAGAAUCUUAAUCAUAAAUUAAGCAAAAAUAAUUAUAAGAGUUCAAAAUUUACGUACGCGAUGCGGUCGAUUUAUAUCUGUAACACUGAGGUUGCGAAAGCACUCUCGUUUAGGGAAAAAAAAAAAAGAAAAGCGUUUUACAGAUGCAUCUAUAAAAUUGUUACCCUCCAGUUGCAGUUCUUUGGACGUUCGUGCGAGAGUUAAAAAUACAUUAAUAAUUUUGUGUACAUAAAAAUUUAACUUUUUGCGCCUCGAAAAUAAUUCAGAAACAGAUUAAACUCGACUAGUUGCACGACGACAGACAAUUGAUCGAAAGAGAAAUAUAUGUCAACCUAUCUAGUUGUAAUUAAGUACCUACCACUACUUGUAAUUAAUUAUCCACCACAACACAAUGACAAAUUCGAUAUAACAUUGCGUAUAUCUAAGUCGGUUUGAGAUAGAUCAAGUACGAUAUACAUAUAUAAAUAUAUAUAUAUUUAUGUCCAGACAUGAAUAACACGAAUGUUUUUAAAUAUUUAUAAUAAAAAAUAAAGAAAUU
Messenger RNA from Colletes gigas, 3062 nucleotides. RefSeq names its product histone deacetylase HDAC1 (gene HDAC1). NCBI's taxonomy places the organism in Eukaryota, Metazoa, Arthropoda, Insecta, Hymenoptera, Colletidae. The coding region runs from base 80 to 1558 and encodes 492 amino acids. Gene Ontology annotation, molecular function: histone deacetylase activity. The transcript has 9 exons. The record is from RefSeq and is a predicted model, not a curated record.